UCCAUCUGAGCCUCCUUUCCCGCGAACUCUCAGGCCAGCUCUGCGGGUCAGCUGGUAGGGUGUCAAACGCGCGCUACAGGGCUGAACUCUGUCAUGCUGUUCUUGGUCAUCAUCGUCAUUUGUGCAACCCUGGGUACCACCGCUGGGGCUCACAGUCUCCACUAUAACUUCACAGUGAGAUCUGAAGGUGGAUCAGUGCAAUCAAAGUCCUUCGCUGAGGGUUAUUGGGACCAUCAGCUCUUCCUUCAGUAUGAUAGUGACAAUCAAGGAAGUGCAGAGCCCCAGGGGCCAUGGGCAGAAAAACCUCUGGGAACUGAGAACUGGAACACAGAGAUGCAGGACUUGGCAGAGCAGAGCAAGAAGCUAAAAGCAACCCUGGCAGAUAUCAAUGCCCGACUGGUGCAGAGAGAAGGGUCUCAUUCCCUCCAGGAAACUCGGGGCUGCAAGAUUCAAGAGGACAACCGCACCAGAGGUUUCUGGAAUUUCCACUAUGAUGGGGAGCCCUUCCUCUCAUAUCAUCCAGAGACUCGCAGCUGGAAGGUGCAGCCAUCCUCAGCUCAGAACUUGGCUAUGGAAGUCAAGAAUUCCUGGGAUGCAGAUGGCAUGCAAAGCAAGGAUUACUGGGCCCACGUGCAUGGAGAGCUUUGUGGAAGACUUAGGAGAUAUCUGUUCUCCUGGAAGGGCUCCUCCCACUCCUCUGGAGCCUCUGCCAAGGGGACCUUGUUGUCUCCAGCAGUGAAUGUGACCUGUGAUGAGGCCUCAGAGGACACCAUCCAUGUGACAUGUUGGGCUUUGGGCUUCUAUCCCCAGGAUAUCUCUGUGACCUGGCAUCAGGAUGGGGAACCCCUGAGCCAGGACACACAGUGGUCUGGGGGUGUCUUGCCAUAUGGGAAUGGAACCUACCAGACCUGGGUGUCCACCAGUAUUCCCCAAGGACAGGAGCAGAGGUUCAACUGCUGUGUGGAGCACAGUGGGAACACCAGUACUGACUCUGUGUCCUGUGGUGAGCCUGAGGGUCCCAGCAGGGGUUCCCAACCAGGGACUGCACUGCAGCUCCUAAAACGAUGGAGCAUCUCCCUGUGUGUUGCUGCUGGUGCUGUUCUUCUUGCUGUGAUUCUUGUUUGUGUCUUUUGCUACAAGAAGAGGAGGACAACAUCUGCUGUGGAGUGUUCAGAUCUCCUAAGCCUACAAGUCUGGAAUCAGCAGCAGAGGGCACCAAGAAACCACACUGGACCCAAAUGGACUUUGCUGAGAGCUCCUUGGGUUUCAUAGGGAGCACAGACUGUGCAGCCCUGCUCUGGCCAGCACUUUCCCUCUUGGUGCUUUGAUUUCCUUACUCUACAGUGUGAAAACACAUAUUUACCUACUCUUGGGAUUGGGGGCACAUGUGAGGUGCUUGCAGAUAUCCUCAUUGUUUUAUUGUAUUUUAACAUAUUAUAUUCUAUUAUAGUAUUUUAAUAAGUGAGGUUUAUUUGCAAGUGUCCUUGUGCUGCCUUCUCCCAAGAAACCUAAUAUGCUGACUCUCGUUGAGUGCUGUACUAGAUAUGUUCAUUAUUUUAUUGUAUUUUAACAUAUUAUAUACUAUUAUGGAAUUUUAAUAAGUGAUAUUUAUUUAUAAGUAUCCUGGUUGUACCUUCUCCAAGAAACCUAAUACACUGCUGUCCUUCAAACCCUCUUCAACUUUUGACCUUACCUCUUACCUGCAUCAUUUUACACUAUAAAUGUUUAAAUACUUUAAAAUAUGAAACAUAUCUGGUCAGUGUUCAUGUUCCAGGAAGGGAAAGUGUGAAAGGGUCAGCAAAAUGACCUAUUUGUCUCUAUGUUUAUUACAGUUGUAAUGUAAUGCUGCUCCCCCGCCCUUUCCGCUGCAGUCAUUUCCACGCCUCCCAACUACUUCUCAGUCUGUGAACAUCCUAGCUAGCUAGUUCAUCACUAAGCUUG
Molecule: messenger RNA, 1941 nt
Organism: Sciurus carolinensis (gray squirrel)
Lineage: Eukaryota; Metazoa; Chordata; Mammalia; Rodentia; Sciuridae
Product: MHC class I polypeptide-related sequence B-like
Exons: 6
Coding region: 94-1272 (392 amino acids)
Biological process (GO): antigen processing and presentation of endogenous peptide antigen via MHC class I via ER pathway, TAP-independent; antigen processing and presentation of endogenous peptide antigen via MHC class Ib; immune response
Cellular component (GO): external side of plasma membrane
Molecular function (GO): signaling receptor binding; peptide antigen binding
Source: RefSeq, a predicted model, not a curated record